AUGAAAUUCACUACCAUCCUCCUUGUCUCUGCAGUGCUCUUCUCUUCUGUGUUAGCUGCUCCAGCUGCUCCAUCAGCUGAAAUAAGCCUUGGUGCAGGUACUAAUGCAACAAACGUGCAAGCUGCACAACCUAUCAAUGAUGCCAUGUCGGGCGCUGCUGCUUCGGCUAGUAUCUCUAUAAAUAAUGAAUAUGACGCCAAUGGCCAAAGCUCAGCAGCAUCUGAGCGCAUUUCUGGUUCUUUUAUAGCUUUUCCUUUAGCUAUUAAACACUAG
Molecule: messenger RNA, 273 nt
Organism: Mucor mucedo
Lineage: Eukaryota; Fungi; Mucoromycota; Mucoromycetes; Mucorales; Mucoraceae
Exons: 2
Coding region: 1-273 (90 amino acids)
Source: RefSeq, a predicted model, not a curated record